CGCUAUGAUGAAUCCACCAAUAGUUAUUGAAGCCGAUAGAUCUAUUAGCGAGCCCAAUGCACAGCAGCACGAUCAAGAUACAGUUGAAACUCAAUCGUCCAUCGCUGGAGCUCCAGAAUUGCAGAUACAAUCUUCUCCAAUUUCGUUGUAUCCUUCUUGGUGUGAAGAGAAUGGAUCAAAGUAUACAGAAGAUGAGAUUUUGAAAAUAUUUGAUGAACUAGGCGACAUUUUUGGGUUUCAAAAAGAUAACGUUCUAAACAUGUUUGAUCACUUGAUGGUACAGUUAGACUCCAGGUCUAGUAGAAUGAGCUGCGGCAUGGCUCUCUUAUCGCUUCAUGUGCACUACAUCGGAGGAGACCAAGCCAAUUACAAAAAGUGGUUCUUUGCAGCACCCAUAGACGAAGAUAUCGGAACUGCAACUGGUCUUCAUGAAUUGGAGGAUGAAAACUCAUAUCUUGGCCUCGAGUUCAAGUGGAAGACCAGAAUGAAUAACUACACUGAGAAGGAUUACAUCUACCAACUAUCAUUAUGGUUGCUAAUAUGGGGGGAAAGUAACAAUGUGCGUUACAUGCCUGAGUGUCUCUGCUUUAUUUUCAAUUGCGCCUUAGAGUACUUCUACGAAAUCAAAAAAGGGGACUUAUCUACUACCAGAAAGUUUGAGUUCUUGGAAGGAGUAAUCACUCCUCUUUACUGUUUCAUCAGAGAUCAGCAAUAUGAGCUGGUAGACGGGAAAUGGUUAAGGAACGAAAAGGAUCACUCACAAGUGAUUGGCUAUGACGAUAUGAACCAGUGCUUUUGGUAUUAUGAUAGCUUGAAAAGGCUUACACUACAUGAUGGUAGCAUACUAUUCGAUUAUGAGAAAUCAGUAAGAUUCAGCAAAUUAGAUCAGAUCAACUGGAACAAAUUUUUUCGUAAAACUUAUUGGGAACACCGAACUUGGAUACAUGCCUUGACGAAUUUUAGUAGAGUGUGGGUUAUUCAUGUAAGUAUGUUUUGGUACUUCACUGCUUUCAACUCAUCUGUCAUCUACACACCAAAUUAUGACAUAACAAAAGAUAACAUGCCUCCUGUCCAAGUCCGCUUAUCAGUAGUAUCAUUGGGGGGGACUAUUGCAUCUUUGCUUACGAUGGCAAGUAUGAUAUUUGAGAUGGUUUACGUCUCCAGGAAGUGGCUAGGAUCAAGGCCAGUGUUUCGAAGAUUAUUUUUAGUAUUCAUUAUUUUGAUGUUGAACUUGUCUCCCUCAGUGUAUAUCCUUUGGUUCUUGCCAUUGGAUGCUGAAUCAAGAACAGGGCUCAUUAUUUCUAUCUUACAAUUUGUGGUAUCAAUUAUUUCAUUCAUUUAUUUUGCUAUACAGAGCCCAGACAAGCUCUUCAGAUGCUUAAUAGGGGAGGGGGUGAAACAUAGAAUCUCAAGAGAAUUCAAUGCCUCAUUUCACGUUCUCAAUUCAAAAAGUCAGCGUUAUUCUUACGCAUUGUGGAUUAGCGUUUUUGCAGCCAAAUUCUUGGAAUCAUACUUCUUUUUAACUUUAUCAUUGAAAGAUCCUAUAAAGGUAUUAUUUACUAUGGAAAUAACUAAGUGCCAUGGUGAUAUCUAUCUAAAAGCUUUACUUUGCAGGAAUCAUGCAAGAAUCAUUUUGAUUUUACUACUCCUUACCGACUUGGUGCUAUUUUUCUUAGAUACGUAUCUAUGGUACAUUAUUUGCAACUGCAUUUUUUCAAUUGGACUUUCCUUUUCUUCAGGGAUCUCGAUUUUUACUCCAUGGAAGAACAUAUUCUCGAGGUUACCGGAGAGAAUUGCUUCCAAAUUAAUAUUCACACUGGGGGAAAGUGAGGUUAGCACGACGUUAAUGGUAUCUCGAAUAUGGAAUUGCAUUGUCUUGUCGAUGUACAGGGAGCACUUACUUUCAACGGAACAAGUCAGCAAAUUAGUUUAUCAACAAAUAGAUCUCAGGGAAUUGAAGAAUUUCGAAAGACUGAGUGUGAGACCUCCGUUGUUCUUUUUACUCCAGGGUGACACCGCCAUUAGACUAAGAGACUUCUUUACUCCAAAUAAGGAAGGCGAAAGGAGGAUUUCUUUCUUCGCUCAGUCACUUUCGAUACAAUUACCAGAGACUACUGCAAUAACCGCAAUGCCUACAUUUACAGUUCUUGUACCCCAUUAUUCAGAAAGGAUUAUUCUUGGAUUAAAGGAAACAAUCAAGGAGAAUAAAAACGCAAAGGUUUCACUUCUAGACUACUUGAAGGAAUUGAAUCAUAACGAUUGGGAAUCGUUUGUAAGAGAUGCAAAAACAUUACUGCUGAUAAACAAUAACCCCGAUAAAAGUAACGAAAUUGAUGAUAUUGCGGAUAUAAUUGAAGCCAGAACAACAGCCAAUGUAAAACAAGACCCAAGUAACUUAAUAAAAAACCAGAUUAAUGAUUUGCCAUUCUACAGUAUUGGUUUUAAGGAAUCAAAUCCUGACUUCACAUUGAGAACUAGACUAUGGGCUUCUCUUAGAUAUCAAACAUUGUAUAGGACAAUUUCGGGAUUCAUGAACUAUGAAACUGCAAUUGAAACAUUAGGAAAGGUUGAAAACUAUAGUCUGACUUUAACAUCCCAAGGUCUGGAAGAGAUAGAUAGAGAAGUUGAACUGUUAUCGAGAAGGAAAUUCCAUCUAUUGGUGUCAAUGCAAAGAUAUCAACAAUUCUCAAAAGAAGAAAAAGAAGAUGCCUACAUUUUAUUCAAAGCUUUUCCAAAAAUUAAAGUGGCAUACUUGGAACUGGUGAUAGGGACUGACGGGAAGGCAAAUUUUUAUUCAGUUAUGUUAGAUUUGGAAAAAGGUGCGAUUCAAGGUGAGUACUCAAAGAAAUAUCGUAUAAAGCUUUCUGGAAAUCCGAUAUUCGGGGAUGGAAAAUCCGACAAUCAAAAUCAUUGCUUGAUCUUCCAUCGAGGAGAAUAUUUACAGGUGAUUGAUGCAAAUCAAGAUAAUUACAUCGAGGAAUGUUUGAAAAUAAAAACAGUAUUGGCAGAGUUUGAGGAGAUGGAGCUUGACGUCUCAUCUGAGUAUGCGCCUGGUGUAUUAACCAUGCAAAAACCACCUGUGGCAAUAUUAGGGGCUAGGGAGUAUAUCUUUUCAGAAUCAAUAGGUGUUUUGGGGGAUAUUGCAGCGGGUAAGGAACAAACAUUUGGGACCUUAUUUUCAAGAACCAUGGCAGAGCUAGGCGGAAAAUUGCACUAUGGACAUCCUGAUUUUUUGAAUUCGAUUUUCAUGACUACUAGAGGAGGUAUUUCCAAAGCCCAGAAGGGACUUCAUUUGAAUGAGGACAUUUAUGCUGGUAUGACUGUCAUUUGUCGAGGUGGAAGAAUUAAGCAUUGUGAUUACUACCAAUGUGGUAAAGGUCGUGACCUAGGUUUUGGGACAAUCUUAAACUUUACUGCAAAAAUAGGGGCAGGAAUGGGAGAGCAAAUCUUGUCAAGAGAGCAUUAUUACUUAGGAACAUCUUUACCCAUUGAUAGGUUUCUAACAUUUUAUUAUGCUCAUCCAGGAUUCCAUAUCAAUAAUGUUUUUAUAAUGUUAUCCAUUCAGUUGUUCAUGAUAGUAUUGGUUAACUUGGGUGCAUUGACACACGAAUCCAUUUUAUGUGAUAUAACCACAAGUACACAAUUAAAAGAAAUACAACUACCAUUGGGCUGCUAUAAUCUAAUCCCAGUCCUACAUUGGGUGGGAAGGUUUGUGUUGUCCAUAUUUAUUUGCUUUUUCAUCUCAUUUAUGCCUUUAAUAAUUCAGGAAUUGGUAGAAAAGGGACCUUUUAGCUCAUUUCGUCGAAUGUUUUAUCAUUUCCUUUCCUUGGCACCAUUAUUUGAGGUGUUUGUUUGUCAAAUUUAUUCAAAGUCAUUGAGGGAUAACUUUGUUUUCGGUGGAGCAAAAUAUAUAUCAACUGGUCGUGGUUUCGCAACUGCAAGAAUAUCAUUUGCAACCCUUUAUCUGAAGUAUGCUGAACUUUCAAUCUACACAGGUGCUGAGAUUUUCCUAGUAGUAGCAUUUUCAUGUUUAUCGAUGUGGCAAUUCUCUUUGAUUUGGUUCUGGAUUACAAUAAUCUCAAUGUGCCUUGCUCCAUUUAUCUUUAAUCCACAUCAAUUUCAGUGGAAUGAAUUUUUUCUCGAUUAUCGGGAGUUCAUUCAUUGGCUCUCGAGAGGGAACACUGAUUCCAGCAAAUAUUCAUGGUCUGAAUAUGUGAAGUCUAAAAGAUCCAAAUUCACUGGCUACAAAAAAUACAACUUAGACAAAGGAAGAAUUGGUGGAAUUGGUAGACCACGAAGAAUUAACAUUCUUUGUAGUCAGGUUUUAAUGCCAAUAUUGAGAUCUGUGAUACUAUUAUCUGCAUUUUUGUUCAUGAAUGCCCAAAAUGGGGUACCAAACCCCAAGUCGGUUAAUCCAUUACUCCGAAUAAUAGUGAUUGGCAUUUUGCCUUUCGUCUUCAAUGCAGUCAUUCUUGGAGUAAUGUUUGUCUUGUCAUACUUAGUGAGUCCGUGUACCAUGUUUUGCUGGAGGAAAGGUCCACCAACAAUUGCAGCAUUAGCACACUUCUUGGCUCUAGUCUUUUCUAUUUUGAAUGUGGGAGUUCUCUUUUUAUUGCAAGGGUGGAACUACACUAGAACCAUCUGCGGGCUUCUAUUUGUAUUGGAAUUUCAGAAGGCCAUCUCUAAUUUUAUGUUCACAGCCUUGCUUUCUAGGGAAUUGAGAGACUAUGACUCCAAUAUUGCAUGGUGGUCAGGAAAGUGGUUUGGUCGGGGGUUUGGUUGGAUGAUAUUAUCACAACCUGUUAGGGAAUUCUUUGUCAAAGUGUUGGAACUCAAUUCUUUCACACAAGACUUCAUUUUAGGACACUUUUUGUUAUUCGCCAUGGCACCUUGUCUAUUCGUUCCUUUAGUCGAUGGAUGGCAUAGCUCGAUGCUCUUCUGGCUUAAGCCCUCAGAUACAUUUCGCAGCCCCAUCUACUCCAGAAAACAACGAAGAGUGCGGCGCACCAGAGUCACCAUGUAUGCGUUGUUGUUCCUACUAGUCUUUCUCUUGUUUGUGGCUUUAAUUGGUGCACCUAUAGCAGCUGAGAAGUUUGCACCAGAUAUUACAGCUCACGUACCGAAGUUCUUAGGCGGGUUUGUCCAACCUAAUCACCUGGCCAAUACUCAUACUAAUCAGACCCUGGGUUGA
Molecule: messenger RNA, 5191 nt
Organism: Suhomyces tanzawaensis NRRL Y-17324
Lineage: Eukaryota; Fungi; Ascomycota; Pichiomycetes; Serinales; Debaryomycetaceae
Product: glycosyltransferase family 48 protein
Exons: 2
Coding region: 5-5191 (1728 amino acids)
Biological process (GO): (1->3)-beta-D-glucan biosynthetic process; fungal-type cell wall polysaccharide biosynthetic process
Cellular component (GO): plasma membrane; 1,3-beta-D-glucan synthase complex
Molecular function (GO): 1,3-beta-D-glucan synthase activity
Source: RefSeq, a predicted model, not a curated record